UAUAUACUCUUUACUUAUUAUUAUAUUGUUACUGUUGUGUGUCUUCGCAUUUCACACUCACCAAUAUGAAAUCAAACUCUCUCUUCACUUCUUUCUUCUUCUUCUUCUUCUUCUUCUUCUUCUUCUUCUUCUUCUUCAUAUAAAACACUAUACAUAUAUUAUGAAUAUCCACUAAUUCCCUUCUUCCCUUCUUCCUCUUAACUCUCUCUUUAAUCCAAUUAUAUAUAAUAACCCCAAACCCCUAUACCCCAAAUAUAUUAAAUUUCUCUUUCUUUCUUUCCUCUCUUCAACUCCUUCGUAAUAAUGGAGCUGACUACUCAUGAUCCUCCUAUCCCCAUCCCUAUUCCUAUCCCCUUAAAUAGUCGUUACGCCGGCCACAACCACGACCACGACCAUAUCAUCCACCACCAUGACCCUUCUUCCACCCGUAACCAUAUCAUUUCCGCUACCGUUAAUGGUAGCAACAACCAAAUGGAAGUGGAUCUUCAUCAUCAUAACAAUAACAACAACAACAACAAGAAGCAUAUCAAGUACAAAGAGUGUCUCAAAAACCAUGCAGCUUCCAUGGGAGGCAAUGCCACAGACGGUUGCGGUGAGUUCAUGCCGAGUGGAGAAGAAGGCUCCAUUGAAGCCCUCACAUGCUCGGCUUGCAAUUGUCACAGAAACUUCCAUCGAAAAGAGAUCGAAGGAGAACCCUAUGAUUGGCUCCACCACUCCCGCCUUGGGCGGAAGCUUCUCGUAGGUGGGAAAAACAUGAUUGGCCCACCAGAGCCUGCAGCAUUCGCAUACCCGACUGCAGGAGGGGCGACGUUCAUAUCAUCUAGAGCAGCAACAACACAACCUCACCACAUGAUUAUGUCGUACAACAUGCUGGGUGGGGGCGGUGGGCACUCGGAGUCAGAGGAGCAGGAGGAAGGAAUAGGAGCAGGAGUUGGGGGAAGGGUCUAUUCGGGGGCGAUGAUGAAUAAGAAACGAUUUCGAACGAAGUUCACGACGGAGCAAAAGGAGAAGAUGCUGAGGUUUGCAGAGAAAGUUGGAUGGAAGAUUCAAAAGCAAGAGGAGAGUGUGGUGCAACAAUUCUGUCAAGAGAUUGGAGUGAAGAGAAGAGUUCUUAAAGUUUGGAUGCAUAACAACAAGCACAAUCUUGCCAAGAAGGAAACAAUGUCACCUUCUCAUUCUCCUAAUAAUCCCUUAAAUUAAAUUAAAUUUCUUUCAUUUCUUUUUUUUUUCUUCUUUUUUUCCCUCUUUUUAAGUCAUCAGAUUGAAUUAUAUAAUUAAUUACUAUUAUGAUAUAAUUACUGUUAUUGUUGUUGUU
Messenger RNA from Cucumis melo (muskmelon), 1315 nucleotides. Its product is annotated as zinc-finger homeodomain protein 4. The record is from RefSeq and is a predicted model, not a curated record. Gene Ontology annotation, biological process: regulation of developmental process; regulation of DNA-templated transcription. The transcript has a single exon. Lineage: Eukaryota; Viridiplantae; Streptophyta; Magnoliopsida; Cucurbitales; Cucurbitaceae. Gene Ontology annotation, molecular function: transcription cis-regulatory region binding; DNA-binding transcription factor activity. Bases 304 to 1200 code for a protein of 298 amino acids. Gene Ontology annotation, cellular component: nucleus.